Messenger RNA from Aaosphaeria arxii CBS 175.79, 1113 nucleotides. RefSeq lists its product as uncharacterized. Lineage: Eukaryota; Fungi; Ascomycota; Dothideomycetes; Pleosporales. The record is from RefSeq and is a predicted model, not a curated record. The transcript is spliced from 5 exons. Bases 1 to 1113 code for a protein of 370 amino acids.
AUGUCUGCCCUUCCAGGGACUGCGGAAGAGCAGAGGAAUCAAGACGCCUGCACAGGCGUUUCGACCGCCUUCACCGUAGUAUCUGUCACGAUCGUGGCAUUGCGAGUAUAUACGCGUGCUGGGAUCAUCGGCACGUUCGGAAAGGAUGACUUUAUGAUGCUGGGCGCACUGCUAUUCACACUCGCAUAUCUUGUCGAUAUCUUCGUCCUUCGACAGAAUGGAAUGGGCUUCAGUGGAAAGAGAUUGAAUCUCGACCAAAUGACGGGCCUGAUCAAGACCACCCUAUCACUUCAGAUCUUCUACUAUCUUGUAGUCUAUUUCAUCAAGAUUUCCAUUUUGUGCUGUUACUUGCGUAUAGCCGUCGACAAAAGACUUGAGAAAUCGUGCAAGUACACCAUAUACUUGUUGACCGUCUUUGUGGUUAUCUGCAUAAUCGUAUGCGUAACGCAAUGUCUUCCUCUCCACAAGAUGUGGGAUCUCACCGGCCAAGUUCCAGGAACUUGCAUCAACACCACGGCUUUCUUCUAUUCCACAAGCACCUUCAACAUUCUGACCGAUAUCUGGAUCAUCUACCUCCCCAUCAACACACUCCUCAAAAUUCAACGACCACGCCGCGAAAAGCUCGCUUUGAUCUUCGUCUUCAGUCUGGGGGUGUUCUCCUGCAUCGCCUCCAUCGUCCGCCUCCACUCCAUCCGCAUCUACACCGAGUCACCCGACCCAUUCUACGACUCCGUCCCCGUGAACAUCUGGUCCAUGAUCGAGAUCAACAUCGGCAUCUGGUGCGCCUCCAUCCCCGCCCUCAAGGCCCUGUUUAUCCGGAGUCAGAGGGAGAAAAGCAGGGCAGCGACCGGGUACCACUACCACAGCCGCGACAAGUCGAAUAGCAAAGGGGCGACAGCCAAAAUCGGCGCCGGCGCAAGCGAUAGCGAUCGCUCACAAGGCACCGUCAUUGGCCAUGGCGACCGAGACUCCGUCCUCCUCGACAUGAAGCCCAUCGCCUCCGUCGCAAUUGGACCACGGCCAGCGAACUUAGAAACGCAGGCCGAGAGAGACCGCGAGAGGACGGGCAGCGAGGACCGAAUCUACUUCCCAGGCGCGGAUAAUAGGGUAUAA